GCUGUGGAAAGGGCUUGUGCCGGCGCUGGUACGACAGGUAUCUUACCACUCGUUCACCUUUGUCCUCUACGAGCCCAUUCGGGAUGUCGUGAGCACGCUGCUGGCAAUGGAGCCAGGUCAGACGACAUAUCUGCUGCGCCUGGUCUCCGCAGGAACCUCCGCGGCCAUUGCAAUCGCUCUCUUCAAUCCUACCGAGGUCAUCAAGACGCAGAUACAAUCCAGCUCGGCUACCCUCACGAUGCGGGAGGUCGCAUCCAAAGUAUGGAAGAAGGACGGAGCCAAAGGGUUCUGGGCCGGAGUUCGUCCCAACGUGGUAAGGACCUUUCUGGUCAACGGCGCAGAGAUAGGCACCUACGAUGAGUCCAAGCUGGUACUGAUCGAGUCGGCCGGUGAUGGAUUGUUCGCUCACGUCGGGGCGAGCUUUGUGGCUGGCUUGGCCUCGGCCUGUGUCUCAACACCCGCAGACGUCGUAAAGACGCGGUUCAUGAACGCAGCCGGCUCUGAACAGGCUUACCGGGGCAUUGUGCACACCCUCUGCAGCAUCUUGCGUCUGGAAGGUUUCCUGGCCCUUUACAAGGGGUUUACCCUGAUCGUCUGCCGGAAGCUGAUUUG
Molecule: messenger RNA, 612 nt
Organism: Symbiodinium pilosum
Lineage: Eukaryota; Dinophyceae; Suessiales; Symbiodiniaceae
Source: the annotation of a GenBank genome assembly